AGGCGAUUUGUUAAGCCAUUAUUUUAUUUUAUUUGGCGAUAUUAGAAUAGGCCAUUUGUUUGGUUUCCUUGCCAGCCGCCAAACCUUCCAUAUCAGGGUGGUGCUUGUGCAUUUACUGGCAUGUGUCCAUGCCCACAGGCCUCCCUUAAUUUACAGCCGCAUGUGCUCUCUCUACAUUUGCCUCUUCUUUGCUCGCUGCCUUUUUAUUUCUUCCCAAAGCGCCACCGAUCCUCUCUCCGCUACCUCCUUCGAUCUUCUACUCUCGCGCAAACACUCGGCUUUGAAUCAAUUGCUUGCAGCGAGCGAGUAAACCUCUGUGAUGCCAUGAUAAUUUCUCCCCACCAUCCAGCAGCUGACCUCUCGCAAUGGACAGGCAGCAGCAGCGUCCGCAUGACGCGUUGACCGGCCGUCGGACCGGCGGCGGCGGCUCCUCCUCGAUGUCGCGGCGCCAGGGCCGGUUCCACCACGGCGGCACCGACAGCGACGACGACGGCCCGUCUUCGUCGUCCUCUUCCGCGCCGGUGGUCGACCACGCGGAGUGCACGGCGCGGUCGUGCCGGACGUGCGUGGCUGUCUCCCUCGCGGACUGCAUCGCGCUGGGGUGCUGCCCGUGCGCGGUCGUCAGCCUGCUGGGGCUGGCGCUCGUCAAGGCCCCGCUCGCCCUCGGCCGGCGCUGCGUGCGGCGCCUGCUCCGGCGCCGCGGGAGGCUGCGGCAGAAGAAGCGCGUGCGCGACGACAUGGUAGACCACCUGGCGCUCGCGGCGGACGGCAAGCGCGCGGGCCACGCGGCGCCUGCCGACGAGGAGGACGACGUGGCGGUUGCAGCGGCGGCGGCGGCCGCGAGCGACGCCGACAGUGUGUGGCUGGAGAUGUACCAGGUGGGGCAGUGGGGCUUCGGCCGCUUGUCUUUCUCCGUGAACCCGCCCCCGAAGAACGGCGACGGCGACGGCUGCGAGAGCCACGUGUGAUGACGACCUGGCCAAACCGCCAGGGCUCCUGCCCUUCCAGUUUGGUCUGUACUGUCUGUCGCUGCCACGGCAGCACGGACGCCGGCGGCAAUUGUCAUCCCGGCCGGCUUUUUCUCUCCCCAAAAGCAGCUCGGGGCGCCGAUCUCAAGCACAUGAUCCAACGCCAAAUUGGUUGGGGAUGCUUGGAAGAAGCGGCGGAAUGUUGUCUUGCUGGUAGUUCAUGUGCCCCAGAACUAGAACAGAACAUUUCGAUGCACAAUGGAGAAACCGGGAGCUGGUCUUCUCUCUGGUGGCGCAGCUCCUACCUGAUGUUCAUCUCUCCUCUUCUUCUGUGUUCACUGGUUUGUGGGAGCUCCAUUUGUACUGUAGCCAAUUGUACAUAAUUUAUAUGCCUUCGAGGUCCCUGGAUUCCUCUUCUGGGAAUCUGUGUAUAUAUAUUUCCCCCCUGGGCAUGAUUAA
Lolium perenne is the source of this 1427-nucleotide messenger RNA. RefSeq lists its product as uncharacterized. The record is from RefSeq and is a predicted model, not a curated record. NCBI's taxonomy places the organism in Eukaryota, Viridiplantae, Streptophyta, Magnoliopsida, Poales, Poaceae.